AUAGUUAACAAAAGGCAACCACCUGGCAGGGCCGGAUAACGUGAUGCAAGGGAAGGGGGUGGAAGGAAGGAUUCACUUAAUUAGGCAGUGAAAGAAAGAAAGAAGGUCCGUGUUAGUCCGACUCGACUCAGGCAGCGCCCCCACCGGGCACCUAGUAACUCCUAGCCCAUUCUCUCACCAUGGACUAAGUGAGUGAAUGAAUGGCUGCCGUCUUCAUGCCGUGUUCAUGCGUCAUUUGGCUCCUCCAAUCUACUUGACUUACGGGCGCGCUUAGAGGGAAUCUACUAGAACCCUCAGGCUAGCUAUGUGUAACCAUUGGGUGAGUCCUGACUCACCCAAUGCUUGACCAGGGGGUUAUCUGUCUCCUGAACGCAACCAUGCGAGUCUGUUGGUUGACCAAAUCUCUGACUGGGUUCAGCCGACGAUUAUUCACCCUGCUCAGCCACACCUGCCAUUCCAUGAGGGAAGGAAAAAGAAGAAUCAUGGAUGCAUGCCUGCUGGUAUCAGUUCUGGCGGCAGUGAAACGGUCUGGGCAACGCCUAUCCGUACCCGCCACUGACGCCACCAUUCGGCAUCUCACCCCGGAUACACAUGAGUCCCGUCUCUUCGUUCGUGUUCCUCUUUCUGCUCCGGUGGGUAAGAUACGAUGCUAUCUAUUCUACCACAUUCGUACAAGAUGCUGCUAUGUGGGAUCGUUGACCUCUCCAUUGCAAGAGUCCAGAAACUUGGAUCGAAGCUGGACAGUCUGGCGAUUGAUAGCGGCGAUGACGUGUAGGGAACUCCUUAUCGGGGCUCAGCUGCUAUCGGGGCUAGAAGCGGAAUAGCGGAGAGACUACUUACGGAGUACCUAGCGUUAAAGAGGGUCAGGUGAUCGACGUAUCCGGAACACCC
Aspergillus homomorphus CBS 101889 is the source of this 891-nucleotide messenger RNA. RefSeq lists its product as uncharacterized. The record is from RefSeq and is a predicted model, not a curated record. Bases 339 to 824 code for a protein of 161 amino acids. The transcript has a single exon. Lineage: Eukaryota; Fungi; Ascomycota; Eurotiomycetes; Eurotiales; Aspergillaceae.